CCUGUCAAUGUCUUUACUUAUCGUCAGAAAUCUUUGUCAACAAAAGCCAAACAAUACCUUUAUGCCUAUGUAAACCUUUAUAUGUUGAUGCUACCUGAGGCAUUUAAUGAAGGCAUGUAACCUUUAAAUGUUCUAACGUCUAAGUCAACAUUUCUACUGCAAAAUAGUCUCUGAAACAUUUAAGCCUGUCAUGGAAACAUCAAAAUGGCAGCUCCAGAAGUGAAUGCAUUGUUAAAAAGGGGGAAGAGGACUGUUGCCACUCACUUCAAGUCGGAGUGUUUCAGGAAGAGUGGAAAUAAAAGUCUUCAUGAGUUUAUGAACUAUUUGUUUGAUCCCAGAAAUAAGUCGAUUGAUGAUGUUGAUGUUUUAGAUUGGUGCAGAUGGCUGAUAGCUGGUGGAGUUACUUUCGAUGAAUUUUCCAAAAAUGUUAGAAGAUAUGACAAUGCUGUGAUAUGUGGUCUAGUGUGGACAGCUAAUUUUGUGGCCUAUAGGUGUAGGACAUGUGGUAUAUCACCAUGUAUGUCGUUAUGUGCAGACUGUUUCCAGGCAGGGAAUCAUGAAGGGCAUGACUUCAACAUGUUCCGUAGCCAAGCUGGAGGUGCCUGUGACUGUGGGGAUGUUAGUGUCAUGAAAAAAGAAGGGUUUUGUACUCGGCAUGGUCCUGACAGACAGACACAGAAUUUUACUCCGCCACAGGAUUUGUUGGUUGUAGCAGAGAUAAUGAUGCCCAGGAUAAUUCUAAGAUUACUUCAUCAUUUGAGGGACAAUUCUAGUGAAGAGAUGAAGGAUACAUAUCAGUUAGACAUGCCGGAUGCUGACCAGUUCUUAACAUUUCUACACACACUCAGUGAUAUGGGGGCAGCCAUGAGAAAGGUCAUUGGGCAGGCACUAAACUCUAAUGCCUUGUACAAGGAGUUAACAGAAGUAACCUUAUUACCAGAUGGGUCAAAUAGUUAUUUUGUUGACAGCCAGAAAAGAUAUAAUGCUGCAUUAGAUAACAUGACUACACCAAAAGGGUUUGAUGAAUAUGAAACAAUGCCAGGUCUUUCUCAGGAAAUGGUACAUAAGACAUUACUUGAUGAACUUACAUUCUGGAUGGUGAAGUAUGAAUUCCCACAGAAAAUGGUCACAUUACUUCUGAGUCUGCUGCCUGAUGACAAUUAUAAAGAAGCAUUUACCAGAGCAUUUAUCCGACAUUAUAGUAGAAUGACCUUGGUUCUAAUUAAUGGUCUAAACAGACCUGCUAUAUCUAAUAGAGUAGUCCACAUUAGUGUCCAGUUAUUCAGCAACGAGGUGCUGGCGGUGAAGAUGGUGGAGGAAUAUAACUUACUCUACAUUCUGAUUGUUAGUUUGACUAACAUGUUGGAGAGUAUUUUGACAGAGAGUUCUCUACAAGAUACCCAAUCCAAUUUUCACAUGGUUGUUGAUUGUGCAAACAUAGCCAUGAAAGAGCAUUGCUACUGGCCAAUCGUUAGUGAUCUGAUUAAUCUGUUUUCUCAUAAGGCAAUUACAAUUAAGUUCUUAUCAGAUACUAGACUGGUUACCAUGUGGUUAGAUCUACUGAGCUACCUUCAGGGGAUGAACCUGAACAAUAGAGAACUCAGUCAGCACGUGGAAUUUGAAUCAGAAACAUAUUAUGCAGCAUUCUCUGCAGAGUUAGAAAUGGCGUCCUCACCAAUGUGGUCACUGAUCUCGCACUGUAAAUUAAAGGAUUCUCCAGAGCUGACAAAAUCUAUGAUAAAGACAUGUCUAAAUGCACUACAAGACUGGUAUGAUGCUAUUAACUGUAAAGAUUCUAUAAAGCCAAAUCCAUUCCAGUUGACAUUCCAUCUGCCUUUACAUAGAUAUCUAGCCUGCUUUAUGGUGCAAGGUAUACAGAUUCAGGGACUCCAUCUCAAAGAUAUAACUCUAACAGAGAAGAUGUUAAAGACCUUACUGAUACAUCCACUACAGAUACAGGUUGGGAUUGCUGAAAUCUACAGCCAAAUGUGGGUUAGAAAUGGAUUACAGAUCAAAGGUCAAGCUAUGACCUAUAUACAAUGUCAUUUCUGUUACUCAAUGGUAGAUGCAGACCUAUAUUUAAUGCAGAUUUGUGCCUGUAAACUUGAUCCAGAUUACUUUGUAAGAACAGUUUUAGAAAGGUUCCACAUAGACAAUUGGUUAUCCUACUCCACUGCACCACCUCCUAUGAAUGUGAAGCUCGAAGGAGACCAGGAAUCAGCUAUGGUAGAUGCUGUAUUGACCUACUUCAGUACAUUGUUAGGAAUCAGGACAUAUCUAGGAAUUACAGAAGUUAACUUAACAAGACUAGAAAUGUCUACAUUAUUAUGUAUGGCAGACAGACAGCACAGCCAACUGAUGGAUUUAAUGCCAGAAAAAUCUGGUAUGACUGGUCAUGGCAAGGAAUUGUUUGAACCUACUCUAAAAGAGGUUGCAGAUUAUAAAGCUCCUAAUCUAGAAGCCAGUGGUGGAUUACAGCAAGGGACAUAUAAGCCUAAAGGUGAAAUUUGGGAGAAAGAUUUUGACCCAGUCCAUGUGUCAAUGAGAGCUUUAUACAAGAAAGACUUACAGUCAUCUAUGGACAGAUAUACAGAAUAUGUAAAACAGACUGGAAAAUUCAAAGGGAAAGCGUCACCAUGGCCACCAUUCAGAUGUCCAAGGGAAAUAAAUCCUGAGUACAAAGAUCUUUAUAAGAUAUUGCACUGCAGAACUAUGCACUCCUUCUUGUUCACUGUUAUGCAUAAGGCUUUAAUGUCGACAAGUAUGCCAGACAGUAUUUUAUACCAUGCCAUUCACCUGAUGGAUUUAUCGUUGUGUUUACCACCGCCAGAUACUAGUAGGAAGAUUAGAAGUUUCAAUGGAUUAGUCCAUGAUAAACAAUACAAUGACUGGUUUUCUGGUAGUAAUAUUCUACAGAAUGCUAAGGAGAUUGUCCGAGAAGUAAUGGUGCCCAUUCCUAUUGAAGAUAAGCAAUUCUCACUUCUCUCUAGUCUGGAAGAAAUGUUUCACUUAGCUCCUAGUUCUUUAUCAAUAUCUGGAGGACCUAUCACUGCAGCACAUUCAGGACAGAUACCUGCAGUUAAUCCUGUGCCUGUUCCUACAGAAAUAGAGUUUGACAACGACCCAUUCCCACUGGUUCCCAUUCAUAAGUUACCCUCUCCUACAAGUGCCAAACAUGCCUCUUCACAGUAUGAAAAUAAGGGUGUAGAAACUGAUAAAGCUCAAUAUAUAAAUGUGCCAAUUAAUGAAAGCAUAAUAUCUUUACUGUUUAAACUUCAUGCUAAGUUAUCUGGGAAAGAAGAACAAUAUAUUCCCUUGUCAAGGUCUAAUCGAUCUAUCGGGGAUGCUCCUAUUGGGGAUGGACCUUAUUUUAUUGGUCGAGUUCUAGAUAAGUUAUCUCAACAAAGUACCACUUGUGCCAGGAACAUUGAGGAGCUGUACAGUGUGACGAGUCCUAAGAAAGACAACCUGAAACACUCAGAAAGAGAUGAAGAAAGGAGGAGGAAGGCCAAAGAAAGACAGAAGAAACUUAUGGAACAGUUUGCCAACAAACAGAAAGCCUUCAUGGAACAGAAUAAAGAAGCUGAUACAUCUGAUGAUGACCCUAAACCUAGUUUGUCGUCAGAAUCUCAGAAUGCUUCAUAUAUUCCUGGUGAAGAAAAGGAGUAUGAGUGUGUUAUAUGUGGUCACAGUAGUCCAUCAACAGAAGACAAAACCAUUGGUUUGGUAGUGUUGAUGCAAGCCACAAGUGUACUGGGUCACAGAUUACAGACAGACACACCUAUAGAACUUCCAGUGGAUGGAGGGAAGUUUAAGUUCCAUCCCGUCACAUGUGCUUCAAUGCAUAGAAAAAGAUUGAAGACAUUGUUUGAACAUUUUGAUGAGACUUCCUGUCAGAUGUCCAUCAACAUUGGCUGGGAGGGAGGAGUGUUAGUACAGACAUGUGGCCACUACUUACAUUUGGACUGCCACAGUUCUUAUGUGGCAUCCCUGAGGACACAACAAUUAACACAGAACUUAGCAGUAAACAAAGGUGAAUAUUGGUGUCCAUUGUGUCGGCAGUUAGCUAACUCUGUCAUUCCCAUAAUUCCUGAAGAGAGUCGGUUCACGCUAGUUAAACCUGUUACUAAGGAUAAAGUACAGAUGGUGAAGGAUAUAGCUGAGAUGAUGGUUACUCGGCCUAUAACACCUAGAUCUUCAGCAGUAACCAAGACGAUGGGUAGUGUAAUGGAAGAUCUAACCAACACAACAUACAGUGUGUUUAAAACUUACACAAACUCCCACACAUCAGAGAGUGUAUUACUCUUUGUGUGCUCUGUAGCCAGGACAAAUCUUGAAGUAGAGUGCUUACAGCGAUGUGGAAACUUAAGUAAACACACCUCAGCUCUAAGGAAACACUCAUUUUUACCAUUGAUGCAUGUGUUAAGUAUGCACAGUAAGAUCCUGACAACCAAACCAUAUACAGAUGUCUGGUCACAUAUCACUGGUAUAGGUCUAACAGAACAAUCAAACAGUGUGUCUGUAUAUCUGAAAGAUGUUCCUCUGUUGCUAAGAGAUCCAACAGCUAUUCUGAUUCAGCUGAUAUUAACACUGCCAUCUACUAUAGAAAAAGAACAUUAUCAGUUGAUAGUGAAGAUGUUAUACAAUGUGAUAUUUAUCCAGGCCCUGGUGUCUACAAGUUGUAAAUUCACAGCUGAGGAAAGAGAGGCAUGGAGAAAGAAAGGCAGGCCUGUUCCCUUUCAGACAUUAGAAGGGAUGUUGAGUCAUGUGAUCACAAGGUUAGAGGUCAGUCGGUUAUAUGAUGAUAUAGAUAUGAUUGACAAAGAUAUACCAGCUAUUUGUCAGAGCGUAUGGUCACCACAGAGUGUAGACUAUGCUGUACAGGACUAUUGUUUACCAUUCCUGAAGACAGCAUCACUCAUCAGAUUCCAUUUGUUUGAGGAAGAAUUCCCACCACCUAAGGAGGAUGCCACAGAGUUCCAGAUUCUUAUCAGUUACCUUGGAUUAUUUACUGGUUUUGACAGUAGUUCUGCUACAUGUUUGAAUUGGUUAAUAGAGGAACCCAUGACAUUGACUCGACUGUGGUGCUCUGAACUUGUCAACUUUAUUAAUGAACAGCCAACAGAUUCUAAAAGUUUAUUGAUGUACACACCUACAUGGCAUCCCCCACAGUUGAUUGUAUUACCUCAUCACUACUAUAGGAUAUUCCAGAGUUAUAACAGUAGACAGUGUGGUAUGUGUAGCAGUGUACCCAAGGAUCCAGCUCUCUGUCUUGUAUGUGGACAGUACCUCUGUUUUAGGCAGUCUUGUUGUCAACAACAAAGUAGUUAUGAGUGUGUACAUCAUUCUGUACAGUGUGGAGCUGGUACUGGUAUGUUUCUACUGAUCAACUCCAGUACAGUGGUAGUUAUCAGAGGUCCAAGGGCCACACUAUGGGGAUCUAUCUACCUAGAUGAUCAUGGCGAGGAGGACAGAGAAUUAAAGAGAGGAAAGCCUUUGUUCCUGAGCCAAGAGAGAUAUAACCUACUAAAACAACAAUGGCUAUCACAUAGUUUUGAUCACUCUUGUAAAAGAUGGAUUUGGCAUUUAGACAGAUUAUGAGUUUGCAUUUAUGUCUGUAUUUUUAGGAUAUAAAGUAUGUUCCAUUCCUGUGAUAAUCUUUUUUGAAAGAAUCUCAUCUUUAUGUUUUUUUUAUUAAGAUGAAGUAUCAAUUAUGACUGAAAUUACAUAUCUGUUGUGCCAAUUAAUGACCUUACAGCUUCCUGUAUGGCUAAAUAGAACUUCACUGUGCUACACCAGUUUAAUAAUUUAUUAUCAUUCAUGUGUUUAUAUAUUUUUUCAUAUUGAACUGGCCUAUCAUUAGUAGAAAUAAUACCAUAGUCUACAAUAGAUGAUUAUUCUUAUCACAUAUUUUCUGUGAUACCCUUUUAUUUGUAUUGCUGAUAUGCCCAAAACAGAAUAGGAUUACUGUGGAUUUGUUAUUAUUAGUUGGAUACCAAUUUUUGUGGGAACAAGUGAACCACAAAUUAAAAUGUUCAAUGAAUAAUAUAUUUAAUAGGCUUUGUAUACAGAUAUUGGCAAAACCAUGAAAUCGAACAUCCACAAAUAUGCAAGUUUUCAACAAAACACGAAAAAAUUGAUACCCAUGAAAAUAAAUAAAUCCACAGUAUCAAACAAGCAGAUAUUAUGGGCUGACAUAAGCCUUCUAUGAAGUGUUUGUUGAAACGGAUUAUCAGCCCACAUGUGCAAAAACAGCCCUCUCCUUUGAGGAGCUAACUUAAGAAUUUAGAAGACUUGCAUUAUUUUAGAAUUAACUUGCUAUUAAUAUAACUUUUUAAACAGAGCCGUCUUCAAACACAAACACAACAUUAAUGUUUUAGCAUUAUUUGUAAAAUUAUGUUGGGUGUUUUUACCUACUUGCUAGAAACAUGAUAGCUUUGUUUGGUAACAGGUAUUAAUGGAAUGUUUAUAUAUGAUGCAUCAACAAAAAAACAAAAAACAAAAAGAGUUGUCUCAUUGGCAAUCAUACAACAUCUUCUAUUUUAUAUGCACACAUUGAAUGAAUUAAUCAGUUUUAUUCUGUUGUAUUUUUCUAUUUUUUUCCAUUCAAAUUUCAUACACUGAAAUAUGAUUGUGAUAAGUAGAUUAAAUAAUGAGAAUUUUGUAUUUUUUUCUCUGGUUUCAUGCCUGGACUCUCAUAUUGUAUAAGGAUAUUUUAACAGAAAAUGCAAUGAAACAACAUGUUAAGAUUACAGUCUCAUUUAUCUUUUUUUCACAGUUUGAAAAAUAUUGAGAUUAUAAAAAAUGUAUUUGAAUAUUUCUAUCUGUAAUUUACACCCAUUUUUGCAGCAGAAAAACAGUUGCUUUUAUUAACAUUAUUAUUUUGUGCUUGAUCUUUAUAAUUUGUCAAAAUUCACAAAAAUUUGAAUGAACUAAAAAAACUAGUCGCUGAUAUCUUGGCAGUGAGAGAAGCAAUGUCAAGUAUGAAAGUAGUUGAAAAAUAAAUGGUUGUUUAAGUUCAUCAUUAAAUUCAAAUCAAUAAGAGGUGGUCACUUGUAUGACAUGUUUAAAGAAUUCUGAAUAGCAUAGGAGAGUGGAUACGUGUUAUAUUGUUGAUUUUUAUGUUUUUUAUUCUGUUAUAUCAGGGUAAUCUGUAAGUAGACUUUGGUUGAUUUACUCAAGUUAUUUUGAGUACCUCCAUUGAAAUAGAUCUCUUGUAUUCUAUAAUCUGUUUACUUUUUUGUUUAAGAAUUUUGAUCGUGGUGCAAUACUUGAUGUAUUAACUUUGCAUACAGGAAUAGAUAUUACAUUACAUCUGUCUUUCCUCUGCUUGUUUUUACCUAAGCACUUCAUCUUAAAAUAAAAUAAGGAUAUUGUAUUGAUAAUGUCAUUUUACUAAUUCAAGAUGCAGCUAAUUGCUAAUCAAUGAAGCAGUGAUAUGAAUUGACACAUAAGUAAUUUUUAUAUACUUUGUAAAGUUGCUAAUUAAUGAAUUCUGAUAUUGAAAAAUAUAUAACAAGCGACCAAAAGUGAAAUUGUGUAAAUGGAUUUAUUCAAGUAAAUUUUAUUUUAGACAUAUUUCCAUAACAAAGCAUAAGAUAUAUUUAAUUUUGCUUCUCAUCUUUUAAUUAGUGCACAUUGUAAAUUGUAAGCAUAUUGUUAAAAAUGUGACAUUUUUGUAUAUAUUUAAUUUCUAUUUUAAAAUCUGUUUGAUUAUGGGUCUUUUUUUUUAAUUUGCAUACUUCUAAAAUAUCAUUAAUAAAAAACCUUUGGGUAUUGUACUGAUAAAAUAGACCCACAAGACCUUAGACUCUUAACAGAUGAUUUAAUACUUUGUUGGAUUGUUUUUUGUUGAUAUUUUUCUGCUAAUAAUGUUAUGACUGAAUCAGUCAACUGAUUAAUGUGAUAUAAAAUCAAAUAAAACAUAAAAAUCUA
Messenger RNA from Mytilus trossulus (common blue mussel), 7935 nucleotides. Its product is annotated as E3 ubiquitin-protein ligase ubr3-like. Gene Ontology annotation, biological process: protein ubiquitination; ubiquitin-dependent protein catabolic process via the N-end rule pathway. Gene Ontology annotation, molecular function: ubiquitin protein ligase activity; zinc ion binding. The coding region runs from base 205 to 5601 and encodes 1798 amino acids. Gene Ontology annotation, cellular component: ubiquitin ligase complex; cytoplasm. The record is from RefSeq and is a predicted model, not a curated record. Lineage: Eukaryota; Metazoa; Mollusca; Bivalvia; Mytilida; Mytilidae. The transcript has 36 exons.